Rubroshorea leprosula is the source of this 1222-nucleotide messenger RNA. The record is from the annotation of a GenBank genome assembly. NCBI's taxonomy places the organism in Eukaryota, Viridiplantae, Streptophyta, Magnoliopsida, Malvales, Dipterocarpaceae.
CACAAAUGGUUUCAGGCUUUCAGCGGUAAGCUAGUAAAGUGCCGCCGCCUGCUUCCACUUCGGUCUUUUAUUUCCCCGCUUCCGUUCGCCGGUGCGCGACCAUGAACGCGAUUCUAUAAUAUUUGCACAUUUUUGUUAAACCGGAGAAAGAAGAUCCGCAGCAUGUCUCCGUACUCGCUCUUAACAUGCCUCACUCUACUCGCCAUCUUCUCCGCUACCAGUUUCUAUUUCUUUUAGCAAUCCCAUCGCCUGAAGCUCCUCAGAGUAUCUGCAAACCCAGAACCAAAGCUUAGAAAAGGAAAGCUCUUUUUCAUCUCCCAGACAGGUACCUCCAAAUCCUUAGCCUACCCUCUCCACCAUCUUCUAUCUUCCAAUAACCUUCCCUUCGACCUCGUCGACCCCCACGAUUACGAGCCAGAGGACCUACCGAAGGAAACAGUAGUUCUAAUCGUUGCUUCCACAUGGGAAGAUGGGAAUCCUCCUCCUAAAUCCAAAUUCUUCGUCAACUGGCUCGCUGAGAGUACCACUGAUUUUCGCGCAGGGAGUUUGCUAAUGGCGAAUUCUAAGUUUGCUGUUUUUGGGGAGUGGAGUAAAAAGGUCGUUGAGGUUUUGAAGGGAGGAUUGGUGGUGGAGAAUGGGAAUGGAGCUGUUGAGAGUGAUGUCAAGAGUGUCGAAAGUGAUGAUGAUGGUGAUGAUGGAGGACGAGGAGGAGAUGAGGAGAUUGUUGAUCUUGAAGAUAUUGCAGGGAAAGGGCCUUCGAGAAAGUCAGUGAAUGCAGCUGAAAGUAAUGGAAAAGUGAAUGGAAAGAGGGACAUGGUGACUCCCGUAAUCAGAGCUACCUUAGAGAAGCAGGGUAUAAAAUUAUUGGUUCACAUAGCAGUGUUAAAAUUUGUAGAUGGACCAAGUCUCAACUUCGCUGCCAAGGAGGUUGCUACAAGCAUUCAUUUUAUGGAAUAGAAAGCCUCAGAUGUAUGGAGGCAACACAUAGUUUGGCAAAUGCCAACAAAUGUGCUUUCUGUUGGAGGCAUCACACAAAUCCUGUAGGAACGAGUUGGGCAAUGGAAGAUGGAUGACCCAUCGGAGAUUGUGAACACUGCCAUAGAGCUUCAUACCAAGAUGAUUGAACAAAUGAAAGGAGUACCUGGUAACUAUCACAUUGUCACACAAUCUCUCUAUUUAGUCGCACAUGGUGGAUCAGAUGUGCCCCUAGUUUCUCUACUGU